AUGAGUAUCAAGGAAGAUGAGGUGGAGAAGUUUCUCGAUGGUAACCCUGCUUUUGCCAAGCAAUACUUUGAUAAGAAACUGAGACCAGAGCCACUGAGCAGCAAUCAGACAUCAGAGGAGAGCGAGAUACUUUUUGAGUUGAUCCAAGACAUGCAGGAAAGCAUUAACAUGGAGAAGGUUGUUUUCAAGACUCUAAGAAGAAUCAGCUGUCUCAUCCACGCAGACCGCUGCAGCCUUUUUAUGUACAGGCAAAGGAACGGCACACCAGAGCUAGCUACCAGGCUUUUCAAUAUCGAGAAAGACAGCACGCUGGAGGAAUGCUUGGUGGCGCCAGAUUGUGAAAUUGUCUAUCCUUUGGACAUGGGCAUCGUGGGGCAUGUUGCUCAAACCAAGAGAACUAUGAACAUCAAGGAUGUCAAUGAGUGCACUCAGUUCAGCAGAUUUGUUGAUGAACUCACCCAAUACACUACAAGGAACAUCCUUGCAACUCCCAUCACGAAUGGCAAAGAUCUAGUUGCUGUGAUCAUGGCCAUUAAUAAGAUGCAUGGCCCAUUCUUCACCAGCUCUGAUGAAAGUCUUUUCCUGAAGUAUCUGAAUUUUGCCUCCUUAAACCUGAAAAUUUAUCAUUUGAGUUAUCUUCACAAUUGUGAGACUCGAAGAGGCCAGGUGCUGUUGUGGUCAGCUAAUAAGGUAUUUGAGGAGCUGACGGACAUCGAGAGGCAGUUCCACAAAGCUUUUUACACAGUGAGAGCAUAUUUGAACUGUGAUAGAUAUUCAGUGGGCCUUCUGGAUAGGACCAAACAGAAGGAAUUUUUCGACGUGUGGCCAGUUCUAAUGGGUGAAGUUCCACCUUAUUCCGGCCCCCGGACUCCAGAUGGCAGAGAAAUAGUCUUUUACAAAGUCGUCGAUUAUAUCCUACACGGAAAGGAAGAUAUUAAAGUUACCCCAAAUCCCACAGCAGAUCACUGGGCACUUGCUACUGGACUCCCAACGUAUGUAGCGGAAAGUGGCUUUAUCUGCAACAUUAUGAAUGCUGCUGCAGAUGAGAUGUUUAAAUUUCAGGAAGGUCCUGUAGAUGACUCAGGAUGGACUAUCAAAAAUGUAUUAUCGAUGCCAAUAGUAAAUAAAAAAGAAGAAAUUGUUGGUGUUGCCACAUUUUACAACAGAAAAGACGGGAAGCCAUUCGAUGAACAGGAUGAGACCCUCAUGGAGUCUUUGACCCAGUUCCUGGGCUGGUCUGUCCUCAACACGGAUACUUACGAUAAGAUAAACAAGCUGGAGAAUCGCAAGGACAUUGCUCAGGACAUGGUGCUGUACCACGUGAAGUGCGAUAAGGAUGAAAUUCAGGAAAUCCUGCCAACACGAGAGAGGCUGGGGAAAGAACCAAUGGAAUGUGAAGAAGACCAAUUGACGGUACUACUGAAAGAAGAACUGCCAGACCCCAUUCAGUCUGAGAUCUACGAGUUCCACUUCUGUGAUUUCAAGUGCACCGAACUAGAGCUUGUGAAGUGUGGAAUUCAGAUGUACUACGAGCUUGGGGUGGUGAAAAAGUUCCAGAUUCCACAAGAGGUGCUGGUGAGAUUCAUGUAUUCCGUCAGCAAGGGUUACAGGAAGGUUACUUACCACAACUGGCGGCACGGCUUCAAUGUGGCACAGACCAUGUUCACGCUUUUAAUGACUGGCAAACUGAAGCGUUACUACACAGACCUUGAAGCCCUUGCUAUGGUAACUGCAGCUUUGUGUCAUGAUAUUGAUCACAGGGGCACCAACAACCUGUAUCAGAUGAAAUCUCAACAUCCUUUAGCAAAACUUCAUGGUUCAUCAAUUUUAGAGAGACACCACUUGGAAUUUGGAAAGUUCUUGCUUUCAGAAGAGUCCCUGAAUAUCUACCAGAAUCUCAACAGACGACAGUUUGAGCAUGUGAAUCAUUUGAUGGAAAUUGCUAUCAUAGCAACUGACUUAGCGCUUUACUUCAAAAAGAGAACUAUGUUUCAGAAGAUUGUUGAUGAGUCCAAGACGUAUGACAACGAAAAUUCCUGGACUGAAUAUUUGUCUCUGGAGACCACAAGAAAAGAGAUUGUCAUGGCCAUGAUGAUGACUGCCUGUGACUUAUCUGCGAUCGCUAAACCCUGGGAAGUGCAGAGUAAGGUAGCUCUCCUAGUAGCAGCUGAAUUCUGGGAACAGGGAGACUUGGAAAUAAGUGUACUCCAGCAGCAGCCUAUUCCUAUGAUGGACAGGAAAAAAGCACCGGAGCUUCCAAAGCUUCAAGUCGGUUUCAUUGACUUUGUGUGCACAUUUGUCUAUAAGCUGCUGUCCUCCCGGGGGCAUCAGUGGCAGGCUCUUCUGCUCUCAGAGGCCCACUAG
Messenger RNA from Chrysemys picta bellii (western painted turtle), 2364 nucleotides. The record is from RefSeq and is a predicted model, not a curated record. Lineage: Eukaryota; Metazoa; Chordata; Testudines; Emydidae.